AUAACUUUUCAAAAUCUCAAAAAGCGAAAGAAAUAUAAAGCAAAGUCUACUUUUUUCCUUCUGGCCAAAGCAAAGUCGACAUUCACUUUAUUACUUUCACUUCCUGAUAAGCCAAGAACCAAAACAAGAGUCGGUGAAGUUUCUCUCCACCGCCUUAUAGUUUCUAUUUCUCUCAAUGAAACCCUUCUAAAUCUCCCAAUUCUUUACUUUUUCUUUCCCUCCUCUCCCUGGUUCCCGAUCUUGAAAAACCACACACACUGUCUAUUUUCUCACAAAAUGGCAGAUCACUUAACGCGACUCUGCCAAUUCCUCGCCGAAGAGAAGCUGUCAUCGUCCUCCUCAUCGCUCGAUCUUCUCCAGAAGUUUCGUUCCGAUGAGUCGAUCAAGUUAGCGCUCCAAGACUUUUACUUGAUUCUUCAAACCGGCCUGGACCCGAUCGAACCGGGUUCCGAACCCCGGUUUAAGUCUUGGUCCGAUUCGCUGAUUCUCUCCCUCGCUUCUUUAGGAUCCGAUAUUGCCUUUGUCUUCCGAUCCCUCUCAGUGGAACAAUUGGAACCGAUAAUUGUUGCGGUGGGAAGGAAGUUGGUGGAAUUUACUGUUUGUUUUUUGGAGAAAUCAGACUUCAGUGGUGAUGAUUGGAGUUUACAGAGUAAUAUGAUACAACUUUUGGAGAUUAUAUUGGGUGAUGGAACAGACAAAGUAGUUGAUUCAUUGCAGCCUGCCUCUGUAAAUAGCCUUGUAGACUUGUUGCCAAUAGUUUCUCGCAACUCUGGUGGUAUUGAGCUGGAUGACCACAUAAAAUGUGGUCUUCAAGGUAUCUCCUAUUCUUGCAUAUUCUUGUUUACUUAUUUUAGUGGCCUGCAUUUAUUACUGAUUCUAUUUGCACUCCAAACAUCUCGAGAAGGGAUCAAGUGCUCCAGAGCAGAGAAGCAAGUGGAUCGACUUCUCCUGGCAUUAGCUUCUGAGUGUGUGCAAUCUGAAAGACAAGUUUCAGGGUUUGAUGCUUCCACUUUCCACGAAGAUUUGAAUGGUCUAAUUUUCCUGUCCCAGCAUUGGGCUGUUGCCCAUGCACAAUGCAUUCCAUGUUUAAUUUUGCUCUGCAAAGAGCUUGUUGAACUUCCUGAUAUUGAUGAAAGGAUAGCAGGUACAAAUUUCCGCAAGAGACUUUCCUUCAGUUUGAGGAUUUUGAAGUUACUUGGUUGUCUUAUAAAGGAUGUGCCGUAUGUAGAAUAUGAUUCUGCAUUGUUAGAAGCAGUUGCUUCAUGUGCUGAUGUAUUGCCGAAUUUGAUUAGAUCUAGCUUUGAAUUUGUAAAUAACAUGGCUGCUAUGGAGGGUAAUUUUGAGAGUCUUGUACUGUUGCAAGUGGAAGAGUUUAUUCAUCUUGUUCAAGUUAUUUUCUGCAAAAGUGUCGUUUUUCAGAAUGUCCAAGCAUGUAUUGUAGCGUCUAUUUUGGGACAUCUUGAUCCUUCCAUUUGGAGGUACAACAAGGCUGCUUCGAACAUAAAGCCCCUUUUAGCCUACUUCCCUCAAACUGUUGUUUAUCUCUUGAAGCUCAUUCAGGAUCUCAGAAUCCAAACAAAUGAGAUUGUUGAUUUGAAGGAGCUUGACUCAGAACUUGUUGGCAGUUGUGCUGAUUUGUCAAAUGAUUCCCCUUCAUGCCAUGUACAUCUUCAAAAGGUUCCCUUGCUAAAGAAGUUCACUCUGGAGGAUCUAUUAAAAAUGAUAUUUCCUUCAUCAAGUAACUGGGUGGACAAUCUGAUGCAUCUUACUUCUUUUCUUUAUUCUGAAGGAGUAAAAUUAAGGCCAAAAAUGGAGAAGUCGACCAGUUUUGCAAAAUCUAAUUGCUCUACAGAAGUGGAAAAUGCUGUUUGUCAUGAUGAUGAAGCCCUUUUUGGGAAUCUUUUCUCUGAGGGUAGCCGGAUGUUAGGAUCUGCAGAUGUAUGUGAUCAAACAGCGGUUGUAAGUUCUACCUCCAGCAAUUGCAACAUGCCAAUGCAAGCUGCUAAGGAACUGUUGAGCUUUCUGAAAGGAUGUAUCUUCUCUUAUGAAUGGCAUCCUUCUAUUUACGAGGAUGGUUGCAGAAUGCUUGGUGCAGACCACAUUGAUAUUUUACUUUCCAUACUCAACUGUCAGGGAUGCCAUUUUGAAGAUAACUUUGGAGCUUCUCAUGAAGAUAGGAAGAGUGGGCAUAUCCAUGAACUUUCUUUUCAACUUCUGCACAAUCUUCUUACCUACCAUGCAUUGUCUGAUUCACUUGAGGAUUACCUAGUUGAGCAAAUUUUGAGUGUUAAAAAUGGUAUAUUUGUUUAUAAUGAUCAGACCUUAAGUUUGCUGGCUCAUGCACUUCUCUCUAAGGUGGGCUUAGGUGGAAGCCACUUGAGAACCAAAAUAUACAGAGGAUUUGUUUCUUUUAUUGUUGAGAAGGCAGAAGCUAUUUGCUCAGAUUGUCCUAACAUGGAGGAACUUCUGGUCACCCUUCCAUCUGUUUUUCACAUUGAGAUUCUUCUUAUGGCAUUCCAUUUAUCACCUGAAGGAGAAAAGGUGACUCUGUCAAACUUUAUAUUUUCUACCCUUAGAACAAUUCAUGUUCCAUCUGCAGGUUCUUCUGUUACUCAGCUCUCAUGUUGGGCUUUGGUAGUUUCAAGGUUGAUAUUACUCCUUCGUCACAUGGUAUUACAUCCAUGUACUUGUCCACCAUUAUUGCUGCUAGAUUUGCGAUCAAAGUUGAGGGACACCCAAUGUUUUGUUUCUCAUGUGCCUACAAAUUCUUUUGAUAGUGUUUCUUCUUUUGUAUCGAUUGCAACAAAGAAUAUGACAGGUGCUUUGGUUGAGGAGGAUUCAAUCUGCAGUAGCCUGAUUCAGCAAUUACUUGAUGUUGCAUACCUUCCUUCUCCACUUUGCAGAGAAAAUAUGGCUAUAGGAUCAUUAUGUUUGACUUGUGAUGAUCUGUGUGCAACUUUCUCAUGUAUUCUGGGGCUUUGGAAUGGUAAAAAAGCAGCAGCUAUGGAAGACCUUAUUGUUGAAAGGUAUAUUUUCUUGCUUUGUUGGGAUAUUCCAACUAUGAAGUCUCCGUUGGAUCAUCAGCUGUCAUUGUGGAGUAACCUGCAGACUCUGGACAUAUCUAGCAUAGAACAUUUCUUUAACUUCAGCCAUUCACUUUUGGGCCAGUGUAAUGUUAUUAGCAAGAGUGUUAACUUUCAAAAUCUUGUGGUUGGGUUGCUAAGGCACUUGCAUUCUGCACAUGUGCAGGAUAAUAUUGAGAAUCUAGGGUGGGAUUUCUUGAGAAAUGGGAUGUGGAUGUCUUUGGUACUAUCUUUGUUUAAUAUUGGCAUUGGAAGAUAUUGUGCAAAGAACAAAAUCCCUGGAGUUGGUACAUUCUGGACAGAGAACAGAUCUAGUGAUGAUGAGUAUGCUAAUUCUGCAGAAGGCUUCAUUUCCUGCUUGAUUGCAGAUGGUCAAACUUCAGAGCUGUUGAGGAUAUUCUCAUCCUUCUUAAACAGAUAUUUGCAGGCUUAUGAAAAGGCUUUUCUUGCUAUACUUGGUGAUAGCCAGCAUGAUGACAAUAUGUUAUCUUCUAUGCUGCUUCUGAAGCAGUCUACAUUUGACAAAGUCCUCUGGGAUGAACUCCUUAAGAAGUGUGGUGUGAAUUCUUUUCAGUUGGAAUCUGUUCUUGACAUCUUAUUGAAGUCAGACGGAGGUGUUGAGAAGAGAGCUUCUGGCAUUGUAGCUAAGGUAUUUUGGGAAUGUAUAUUACACGGUUUUCCUUCUCAUCUUCGAAGUUCUAGUGGAAUCCUUCUUUCUUGUAUUCUUAACAUAAGGGGGAUUAUUUUCACUUUGGAUGGUUUACUGAAACUACACAAUUUGAAAGGAAAUAUUUUGCUGGAGAAUGAUGUUCUAUGUCAAAUUCUUGAUUCAUUGAUGAUUGUGAAAUUAGAUCGCAUCUUUGAAAGUCUUCAUGGAAAAUGUGAAAAUGUUUGUCUCAACUUGAAUGCUGGAAGUAAACUGUCUGAUUACACUGAACUGUUUCUACUGAAGCGCAUGGAGGGGUUUCUAAGAGAUAUUACUUCCAGAGAACUGGGUGACACCAGUAUCCUUGAAUGGGUAAUUACCAAUGCUAUUGAUACCAUGGAUGCCUUCAGGAAAGAUCCUUCGAAGUCUACAAUUUUCAAACUUUAUCUUGGAGCUGAAGAUAUGUCUAUACAGCUCAAAGAGCUGCAUGGUUCACAGCGUGGUGAUAUAUUGGUUCUUAUUGACUCGGUGGCCAACUGUUACACUGAAUCAGUUAACAUUAAGGUGCUUAACUUCUUUGUUGAUAUUAUAUCUGGAGAGCUAUGUCCUAAUCUUAAACUGAAGAUACAGAGUAAAUUCCUCAGCAUGGAUUUGCUGUUAUUGUCCAAGUGGUUGGAGAAGAGGCUAUUAGGCUGCACAGCUGAAGCUUUGGAAGGGGUAAAGAGUGCCAAAGCAAAUUCUGUUUCUCUGAGAGAAUCAACUAUGAGUUUUAUUUUGUGCCUUGUAUCAUCACAUUCAGAGCUACGCAAUCAUUUGUUUGAAGCUUUAUUGGUCUCACUUGAGACUGCAUUUUUGCAAUUUGAUAUUCACACUGCUAAGUCAUAUUUCCAUUUUGUUGUUCAACUUGCAAGAGGGGAGACCUCAAUGAAGUUGCUUUUAAAGAGGACAGUAAUGCUGAUGCAGAAAUUGGCAGGUGAAGAGCAUUUGCUGCCAGGAUUAAAGUUUCUCUUUGGCUUUCUUGGAUGUUUCUUGAGUGAUUGUGGGUCCUCCGGGAAUACAACAGAAAAAUGUUCUGGGAAGUCUCCAUCUAUUAGUAGUCCUGUGGUGGGCCCUGUGGCUUCUAGACAAGUGGAAUCCAGGAAAAAUUCUGAUACUUUGGUUCUUUCAGCAAAUCGAGAUGGGGAAUCUGCUUCUUUUGACUGUGAUGCAACUUCUGUAGAUGAAGAUGAGGAUGAUGGAACAUCUGAUGGUGAGGUAGCUAGCAUAGAUAAAGAUGAGGAAGAAGAUACUAACAGUGAAAGGGCUCUCGCUUCUAAAGUUUGUACAUUCACUUCUAGUGGCAACAAUUUCAUGGAACAACAUUGGUAUUUUUGUUAUACCUGUGAUCUGACUGGAUCAAAAGGCUGCUGCUCUGUUUGUGCUAAAGUCUGUCACCGUGGUCAUCGUGUUGUUUAUUCACGCUCCAGUCGGUUUUUCUGUGACUGUGGAGCAGGAGGUAAUAGGGGUAGUAGUUGCCAAUGCUUGAAGCCUCGAAAAUUCACUGGUUGUGAUAGUGCUCUUAAUUGCAGUGCCACCAAUUUUCAGUCCUUUAUACCUGUCACAGAGGAUGCAGAUCAGCUGCCAGAAAGUGAUUCAGAUGUGGAUGAGGAUGUCGGGGCAGAUAUCGAAAACUCGCUCAGGUUGUCUGUUCCAAAAGAGCUUCAAGAUAGUAUCCCUAUGUUGCUUGAAGAACUUGAUGUUGAGAGUCGGGUGCUUGAACUUUGCUUUACAUUGUUGCCUUCUAUAACAAGCAAGAGGGGAUCCGACCUUUCAAAAGAUAAGAAAAUUAUUCUGGGCAAAGACAAAGUUCUUUCUUAUGGUGUAGAUCUCUUGCAAUUGAAGAAGGCAUACAAAAGUGGGUCCUUGGAUCUGAAGAUAAAGGCUGAUUAUUCGAAUGCCAAAGAACUUAAAUCACAUUUAACUAGUGGUUCUCUUGUCAAAUCAUUGCUCAGUGUCAGUAAUCGAGGUAGACUUGCUGUUGGAGAAGGUGACAAAGUUACUAUAUUUGAUGUUGGGCAGUUAAUACCAGCCACUAUUGCACCUGUAACAGCAGACAAGGCCAAUCUUAAGGCUUUAUCCAAGAACCUUGUUUGGUUUGAAAUUGUUCACCUUUCAUUUAAUCCUGUGGUAGAGAAUUACCUUGCUGUGGCAGGGUAUGAAGAUUGCCAGGUUCUUACUUUGAAUCCUCGUGGAGAAGUGACCGAUCGUCUGGCCGUUGAACUUGCCCUGCAAGGUGCAUAUAUCAGACGGAUAGAGUGGGUACCUGGUUCUCAGGUUCAGUUAAUGGUGGUUGCUAACAGGUUUGUCAAAAUAUAUGAUCUAUCUCAAGACAACAUCAGUCCUAUGCAUUACUUUACGUUGCCAGAUGACACAAUAGUCGAUGCAACACUUUUUGUGCCCUCUCAGGGAAGGAUGUUUCUUAUUGUCUUUUCAGAACAAGGGAGUUUAUUUAGGCUGCAACUAUCUUUUGAGUGUCACAUGGGGCCUACACCUUUGAAGGAAAUAAUUCGUAUUCAGGACAGAGAAAUUCAUGCAAACGGCUCAUCUUUGUACUUUGCUUCUACUUAUAAGUUACUUUUCUUGUCCUAUCAGGAUGGCACUACUUUGAUAGGCCGGUUAAGUCCCAAUGCCUCAUCAUUGACUGAGAUAUCUUGUGUUUAUGAGGAGGAGCAAGAUGGUAAGCUUCGACCAGCUGGAUUGAAUCAAUGGAAAGAGUUACUGGUUGGUAGUGGGUUAUUCUGUGGCUUCUCAAGUGUGAAAUCAAAUUCUGCACUUGCAGUAUCCAUGGGUGCUCAUGAGUUUUUUGCACAGAAUUUGAGGCAUGCUAUGAGCUCUUCCUCACCUUUAGUUGGGAUAACUGCAUAUAAGCCCUUAUCUAAAGACAAGGUCCACUGUCUUGUUUUACAUGAUGAUGGGAGCCUUCAGAUAUAUUCUCAUGUUCCUGUAGGAGUGGAUGCCAGUACUAGUGCCACUGCUGAGAAAGUGAAAACAUUGGGUUCUAGUGUCCUUAAUAAUAAAGCUUAUGCUGACACAAAGCUAGAAUUCCCCCUUGACUUCUUUGAGAAAACAGUUUGCAUUACAGUAGAUGUGAAACUGGGUGGUGAUGCUAUCAAGAAUGGUGAUUCUGAAGGAGCUAAACAGAGCUUGGCGUCAGAGGAUGGUUUUCUAGAAAGUCCAAGUCCUACAGGAUUUAAGAUAUCUGUUUCCAAUUCAAACCCUGAUAUUGUCAUGGUCGGUUUUCGUAUAUAUGUGGGUAAUCAAUCAGCAAACCAUAUACCUUCUGAGAUUACCAUUUUCCAGAGGGUGAUAAAGCUUGAUGAGGGCAUGCGGUCCUGGUAUGACAUCCCAUUCACUAUAGCUGAAUCACUACUUGCUGAUGAGGAAUUCAUCAUCUCUGUUGGUCCAACCUUCAGUGGUUCGGCUCUACCUAGAAUAGAUUCACUUGAAGUUUAUGGUCGAGCUAAAGAUGAAUUUGGUUGGAAGGAAAAAAUGGAUGCAGUAUUAGAUAUGGAAGCUCGUGUUCUUGGUUCCAAUUCCUUGCUUGCAGGUUCAGGUAAAAAGAGCCGGUCAAUGCAGUCUGCUCCUAUUCAGGAACAGGUGGUGGCUGAUGGUCUUAAGCUUCUCUCGCGGAUUUACCCUCUAUGCAGAUCACAAGAAGAGCAUCUAAAAGCUGAUCUGAGCAAGCUAAAGAGCAAGCAGUUGUUGGAAGCAAUAUUUGAGAGUGAUAGGGAACACUUGAUGCAGGGUGCUGCUUUCCGUGUUCUGCAGGCUGUGUUUCCUAAAAAAGAUAUAUACUACCAGGCGAAGGACACCAUGCGUCUUCUUGGGGUGGUCAAGUCUACAUCUGUUCUUUCUUCAAGGCUUGGAAUUGGUGGUGCUACAGGAGGGUGGCUUAUUGAGGAGUUCACUGCUCAAAUGCGGGCUGUGUCUAAAAUUGCUCUGCACCGUCACUCUAAUUUAGCCAUUUUCUUGGAGAUGAAUGGUUCCGAAGUUGUGGAUGGGCUUAUGCAGGUUUUGUGGGGAAUUUUAGACUUUGAACUGCCUGACACACAAACUAUGAAUAAUAUUGUGAUAUCUGCCGUGGAGCUAAUUUACAGUUAUGCUGAAUGUUUGGCUUUGCAUGGAAAGGACACAGGGAGGUGCUCUGUGGCACCUGCUCUUUUAUUAUUCAAAAAACUUCUCUUCUUCCCAAACAAGGCAGUUCAAACUUCUAGCAGUUUGGCCAUAUCAUCAAGACUGCUCCAGGUACCAUUUCCAAAACAAACUAUGUUAGGAAAUGAUGAUGCAGUAGAAAGUGCAGUAAUAGCCUCUGUGCCUGCUGAUACUUCUGGCGGAAAUACGCAAGUCGUGAUUGAAGAAGAUUCUAUAACCUCAUCUGUUCAAUACAGUUGUGAUGGCUGUUCUACUGUUCCCAUACUAAGGCGGAGAUGGCAUUGCACUGUGUGUCCUGAUUUUGACUUAUGUGAGGCAUGCUAUGGAGUUCUAGAUGCUGAUAGGCUUCCCUCACCCCAUUCUAGAGAUCAUCCUAUGACUGCAAUUCCAAUACAAGUGGAAUCUGUUGGAGGAGAUGGCAGUGAAAUUCGCUUCUCCACAGAUGAUUUGAGUGAUUCAAACUUGGUGACAUCUGUAACAGAUGUCAGCGUGCAGACUUCUGUGCCUUCAAUUCAUGUCUUAGAACCGAGUGAAUCCAUGGAGUUCUCUUCUUCAAUGACUGACCCUGUUUCAAUUUCUGCUUCAAAACAAGUUGUGAAUUCCGUGCUUCUGUCUGAGCUUCUUGAACAGUUGAAAAGGUGGAUGGAGACCACUUCUGGGGUUCGAGCUAUCCCUGUUAUGCAACUUUUCUACAGAUUAUCAUCUGCUGUGGGUGGGCCUUUUAUUGACAGUUCAAAGUCUGAAACCUUAGAUUUGGAAAAAUUAGUUAAAUGGUUUUUGGAUGAAAUUAACCUCAAUAAACCUUUUGUAGCUAGAACACGGUCUUCUUUUGGAGAAGUGGCGAUCCUUGUCUUCAUGUUUUUCACCUUGAUGCUCCGAAACUGGCACCAGCCUGGUAGUGAUGUUGCUGCUUCCAAAGCAUCUGGGAAUGUGGACACACCUGAUAAAAGUGCUACUCAAGUCUCUUGUUCGCUUGCCUCUCAGUCUUCCUUAGUGGAUCAUGACAAUAUGGACUUUGCAUCCCAACUUCUUCGAGCUUGCAAUUGUCUUAGGGACCAAGCUUUUGUUAAUUAUCUAAUGGAUAUCCUGCACCAGCUAGUGCAUGUUUUUAAGUCACCGACUGCUGGUCCUGAAAGUGCUCAUGGUUCAAAUGUUGCUUCUGGAUGUGGGGCUUUAUUGGCAGUCCGAAGAGAUUUACCUGCUGGUAAUUUUUCUCCCUUCUUUUCAGAUUCAUAUGCCAAAGCUCAUCAAGCAGAUAUUUUUAUGGACUACCACAGGCUACUGUUAGAGAAUGCAUUUCGAUUGGUGUACACUUUAGUAAGACCAGAAAAACAAGAUAAGAGUGGGGAGAAAGAAAAGGUUUGUAAGACAUCCUCUGGUAAGGAUUUGAAGCUUGAUGGGUAUCAGGAAGUCCUCUGCAGUUAUAUCAAUAAUCCUCAUACAACAUUUGUGAGAAGAUAUGCAAGGAGGCUGUUUCUGCAUCUCUGCGGAAGCAAAACUCAAUACUAUAGUGUUCGGGACUCUUGGCAAUUCUCAACUGAAGUGAAGAAACUAUACAAACAUGUAAAUAAAUCUGGUGGAUUUCAAAAUCCUGUCCCAUAUGAAAGAAGUGUUAAGAUAGUUAAGUGCCUUUCUACAAUGGCUGAAGUGGCUGCUGCCCGACCUCGGAACUGGCAGAAGUACUGCUUGAGACAUGAUGAUGUUUUGCCCUUCCUAAUAAAUGGGAUAUUCUAUUUUGGUGAGGAGUCCGUCAUUCAGACUCUUAAAUUAUUAAAUUUGGCAUUCUAUUUAGGGAAGGAUAUGAAUCACUCUUUGCAAAAAGCAGAAUCUGGGGAUUCAGGAACUAGUUCAAACAAAUCAGCCACACAAUCUCUGGAUUCAAAGAAGAAGAAGAAGAGUGAUGAUGGAAUUGAAUCUGGUUCAGAGAAAUCUUUUGUGGAUAUGCAGGUGGUGGUUGAAAUCUUUACUGAUAAGGGGGGUGAUGUCUUGAGGCAAUUUAUUGAUUACUUUUUAAUGGAAUGGAACUCAAGCUCUGUACGUUCAGAGGCCAAGUGCGUUCUGUAUGGUGUGUGGCAUCAUGGGAAGCAUUCAUUCAAAGAAACUGUGUUGGCAGCUCUCUUGCAAAAGGUCAAAUGCUUGCCAAUGUAUGGUCAGAAUAUUGUAGAGUAUACUGAACUUGUCACUUGGUUACUGGGUAAGUUCCCUGAUAACAGUUCAAAACAACAGGCAGAACUUGUGGACCACUGCUUGACCCCUGAUGUUGUUAGGAGUAUAUUUGAGACACUUCAUUCACAAAAUGAACUCUUAGCUAAUCAUCCAAAUUCUCGCAUAUAUAACGCAUUGAGCAGUCUGGUAGAAUUUGAUGGUUACUAUCUUGAGAGUGAGCCAUGUGUUGCCUGCAGCUCUCCUGAGGUUCCAUAUGGCAGAAUGAAGCUAGAAAGUUUGAAAUCUGAAACCAAGUUUACUGACAACCGCAUCAUUGUGAAAUGUACAGGAAGUUAUACAAUCCAGACUGUGACUAUGAAUGUUCAUGAUGCCCAUAAGUCCAAGUCAGUAAAAGUCUUGAACCUGUAUUAUAACAAUCGACCUGUGGCUGACUUGUCAGAGUUGAAAAAUAAUUGGUCAUUAUGGAAGCGCGCAAAGAGUUGUCAUCUUGCUUUCAACCAGAUUGAGCUGAAAGUGGAGUUCCCCAUUCCAAUUACUGCUUGUAACUUCAUGUUUGAGCUUGAUUCUUUCUAUGAAAAUCUUCAAGCCUUAUCCCUUGAACCAUUGCAAUGUCCACGAUGCAGCCGACCUGUCACUGAUAAGCAUGGAAUUUGCAGUAGCUGCCAUGAAAAUGCAUAUCAAUGCAGGCAGUGCCGCAAUAUCAAUUAUGAGAAUCUGGAUUCUUUUCUGUGCAAUGAGUGUGGAUACAGCAAGUAUGGUCGGUUUGAGUUUAACUUCAUGGCUAAGCCAAGUUUUACAUUUGAUUACAUGGAGAAUGAUGAAGACAUGAAGAGAGGGUUGGCAGCUAUAGAAGCUGAAUCAGAAAAUGCUCAUAGGAGAUAUCAGCAACUUCUGGGCUUUAAAAAGCCCCUUCUGAAGAUUGUGUCAAGCAUUGGUGAAAAUGAUAUGGAUUCAUUACAGAAAGACUCUGUCCAGCAAAUGAUGGUCUCCUUGCCUGGCCCUUCAUGUAAGAUAAACCGCAAAAUUGCUCUUCUAGGUGUUCUUUAUGGUGAGAAGUGCAAAGCUGCUUUUGAUUCUGUUAGUAAAAGUGUUCAGACACUGCAGGGUCUUCGUUGGGUAUUAAUGAAUUACUUGCACCAGAAACAUUCGGAUAAUUCAGGGGCUGGGUUGAGGUUUGUAAUUUCCAGAUCCCCAAAUAACUGCUAUGGCUGUGCGACGACAUUUGUCACACAGUGUCUUGAGAUCCUACAGGUGCUGUCAAAACAUCUAAAUUCUAAGAAACAACUUGUUGCAGCUGGCAUCUUGCCUGAGUUGUUUGAAAAUAAUAUUCACCAAGGACCUAAAACUGCUCGUGUCCAAGCUAGGGCAGCCCUUUGUGCUUUCUCCGAAGGUGAUAUUAAUGCAGUAGCUGAGUUGAACAGUUUGAUACAGAAGAAAGUCAUGUACUGCCUUGAACAUCAUCGCUCCAUGGACAUUGCUGUUGCCUCUCGUGAGGAAUUGUUAUUGCUUUCAGAUGUGUGUUCCCUGGCUGAUGAAUUCUGGGAAUCAAGAUUGCGUGUGGUUUUCCAUCUGUUAUUUUCUUCCAUAAAAUUGGGUGCGAAGCAUCCUGCCAUAUCGGAGCACAUAAUUCUUCCUUGUUUAAGGAUUAUAUCUUUGGCUUGUACACCUCCAAAACCUGAUAAUGCAGGAAAGGAUCAAGGUUUUGGCAAAUCUACUCCAGUUACGCAGCUGAAGGAUGAAAAGAACUCAACUAUAUUUGGUACUCGUGGUGAUGCUAACAGUUCUAAUAAAUUGAUGCCAGAACCUCUGGAAAAAAAUUGGGAUGCUUCUCAUAAGACUCAAGAUAUUCAAUUGCUCAGUUAUUCUGAGUGGGAGAAGGGGGCAUCAUAUCUUGAUUUUGUCAGAAGGCAAUAUAAAGUGUCUCAAGCUGUCAAAGGUGUGGGCCAGAGGUCUCGGCUGCAUAGAACUGACUUCCUGGCCCUCAAAUAUGGACUAAGGUGGAAGCGCUCUGCUUGUAAAUCAACCAAAGGUGACUUGCCAGUGUUUGAGCUGGGAUCAUGGGUUACAGCACUUGUUCUGAGUGCUUGCUCUCAAUCUAUUCGGUCCGAGAUGUGUACGCUAAUUAGUUUACUUUGUGCUCAAAGUUCAUCAAGAAGAUUUCGGUUGCUGAACCUUUUGAUGGGUUUGUUACCAGAAACUCUUGCUGCUGGUGAAAGUGCUGCAGAAUAUUUUGAGUUACUAUUCCAGAUGAUUGAUUCAGAAGAUGCUCGUCUUUUCUUGACAGUAAGCGGAUGCCUAGGUACAAUUUGUAAGUUGAUUACCCUGGAAGUGGGCAAUAUUGAAUCACUUGAGAGGAGCCUGCAUAUCAACAUUUCGCAAGGAUUCAUUCUCCAUAAGCUCAUAGAGCUCCUUGGCAAAUUUCUGGAGGUUCCAAAUAUCAGAUCCAGAUUCAUGCGAGACAAUUUGUUGUCUGAAGUCCUCGAGGCUCUGAUUGUAAUUCGUGGAUUGAUAGUGCAGAAGACUAAGUUGAUUAGUGAUUGCAAUCAACUUCUAAAAGAUCUUCUAGAUAGUCUUCUUCUUGAAAGUAGUGAGAACAAACGACAAUUCAUCCGUGCUUGUAUCUGUGGUCUGCAGAUUCAUGGCGAGGAGAAGAAAGGAAGAACUUGUUUGUUUAUUUUAGAGCAACUUUGCAACUUGAUCUGCCCAUCAAAACCAGAGGCUGUGUAUCUGUUGGUUCUGAACAAGGCUCACACACAAGAAGAGUUUAUUAGGGGAUCAAUGACUAAGAAUCCAUAUUCAAGUGCUGAGAUUGGUCCGCUAAUGCGUGAUGUUAAAAAUAAAAUUUGCCAUCAAUUGGAUCUGAUAGGUCUUCUUGAAGAUGACUAUGGCAUGGAGCUGUUAGUAGCUGGGAAUAUAAUUUCUCUUGAUUUGAGCAUUGCUCAAGUUUAUGACCAAGUAUGGAAGAAGUCAAACAGUCAAUCUUCGAGCGCCAUAGCUAAUUCUUCACUGUUAUCAUCUGGUCCUAUUACAUCAGCCAGAGAUUGCUCACCCAUGAUAGUGACUUACCGGCUUCAGGGUUUAGAUGGUGAAGCUACUGAGCCUAUGAUAAAAGAAUUGGAGGAAGACAGAGAGGAAUCACAAGAUCCAGAGGUUGAGUUUGCAAUAGCUGGUGCAGUCCGUGAUUAUGAUGGGCUGGAAAUCUUGUUGCGCAUGAUUCAGCAUUUGCGAGAUGACUUCAAGUCCAACCAAGAGCAGUUGGUUGCUGUUCUCAAUCUCCUCAUGCAUUGCUGCAAGAUUAGAGAGAACAGAAGGGCCUUAUUAGGGCUUGGAGCUUUAGGUCUACUUCUUGAAACAGCAAGGUGUGCCUUCUCUGUGGAUGCCAUGGAGCCAGCUGAAGGCAUUCUUCUGAUUGUAGAGAGUCUGACAAUGGAAGCAAACGAGAGUGACAAUAUUAGUAUUUCACAGAGUGUACUUACGACCAAUGAGGAAACUGGGACUGGAGAGCAAGCAAAGAAAAUAAUUCUUAUGUUCCUGGAUAGGCUGUGUCAUCCUUCAGGGCUUAAGAAAUCAAACAAACAACAGAGGAACACUGAGAUGGUCGCAAGAAUCUUGCCCUACUUGACUUAUGGUGAACCUGCUGCCAUGGAAGCACUUAUCCAGCAUUUUAACCCAUACUUGCUGGACUGGGGUGAAUUUGACCGGUUGCAGAAACAGCAGCAAGACAAUCCUAAAGAUGAAAGCAUUGCUCAGCAAGCAACCAAGCAGCGGUUCGCAGUGGAAAAUUUUGUUAGGGUUUCAGAAUCGCUGAAAACAAGUUCCUGUGGGGAGAGAUUGAAGGAUAUUAUCCUAGAGAAGGGCAUUGCAGGUGUAGCUGUUAGACAUUUGAGUGAGAGUUUUGCAGUUGCAGGGAAGGCUGGCUUUAGAUCUAGUGCAGAAUGGUCGUCAGCUUUGAAACUGCCAUCUGUCCCAUAUGUAUUAUCAAUGCUCAGGGGCUUAUCAAUAGGGCACUUUGCCACUCAAAGUUGUAUUGAUGAGGGUGGGAUCUUACCCUUACUCCAUGCGAUGGAAAGUGUGUCUGGUGAGAAUGAGAUUGGGGCAAAGGCAGAAAAUUUGUUAGACACUCUAUCUAACAAGGAGGGUAAAGGAGAUGGAUUCUUGGAGGAAAAGGUGCAUAGGUUGCGGCAUGCAACUAGAGAUGAUAGGAGACGGCGAGCUCAAAGGAAGAGAGAAGAGUUGCUUCAGGGACUUGGAAUGCGACAAGAACUGGCUUCAGACGGUGGUAAGCGAAUAGUUGUUGCGCAGCCUCUUCUGGAAGGUUUGGAAGAUGUGGAAGAGGAGGAAGAUGGGCUGGCAUGCAUGGUAUGUCGAGAAGGCUACAGUUUGAGACCUACUGAUUUGCUGGGUGUUUACUCUUACAGCAAGCGAGUAAACCUAGGCGUUGGCACUUCAGGGACUGCACGUGGAGAAUGUGUUUAUACUACUGUUAGUUCCUUUAAUUGUAUUCAUUUCCAGUGCCAUCAGGAGGCCAAAAGAGCAGAUGCUGCUUUGAAGAAUCCAAAGAAAGAGUGGGAGGGUGCUACUCUCAGAAACAAUGAAUCACUGUGCAAUUCUUUAUUUCCUGUGAGAGGUCCAUCAGUUCCACUAGCUCGGUAUGUUCGCUAUGUUGAUCAAUACUGGGAUAACCUCAAUGCUCUUGGUCGUGCUGAUGGAAGUCGGUUCCGGCUGUUGACUUAUGAUAUUGUUCUGAUGCUAGCUCGAUUUGCAACAGGGGCAUCCUUCAGUGCAGAGAGUAGGGGCGGUGGAAGCGAAAGCAACUCCCGCUUUUUACCUUUCAUGAUUCAAAUGGCUCGUCACCUUCUUGAACAGGGAGGCCCCUCUCAGAGACAUAACAUAGCCAAGGCGGUGGCAACAUAUAUAGCAUCCUCAACAUCAGAUACCAAAUCCAUCACUGGUGGAACUCAACCUUUGGGAAAUGAAGAAACUGUUCAGUUCAUGAUGGUAAAUUCACUACUUUCAGAGUCCUACGAAUCAUGGUUGCAACAUAGACGCGACUUUUUGCAACGUGGAAUAUGCCAUGCCUAUAUGCAGCAUACUCAUGGCCGGUCAACAGCUAAGAUAGAAUCAGCAAGUAGCAGCAAAAGUCCCACCUCAGAAUCUGGUGCUAAUGAGCUACUGUCUAUUGUUCGACCAAUGCUGGUGUACACCGGCUUGAUCGAGCAGUUGCAGCAAAUUUUCAAGGUUAAGAAACCGUCAGGUUUGGCAUCUAACAAAGCUGAAGGAACAUGUACAAGAUCUGAAGAUGAAGGCUUGGAAGGUUGGGAGGUGGUGAUGAAAGAGCGGUUGUUGAAUGUGAAGGAAAUGCUAGGGUUCGCCAAGGAGUUGCUCUCAUGGCUCGAUGAAAUGAGUGCUGCUAGUGAUUUGCAGGAGGCAUUUGACAUCAUUGGCGCAUUGGGUGAUGUCUUAUCUGGUGGAUUUUCAAGGUGUGAGGAUUUUGUGGAAGCCGCUAUUGCUGCAGGAAAAAUGUGAGGCUUAGAUCAAAAGCUGGGGCAUGUGAAUUUUUGUUAUCAAUAGCUGCUUUUUACCUUUUUUUUUUUGUAAUUUCCAUUACAUGAACAAGGGGGUUUAAAUCCUCCUAUAAGAUGUGAUAGAAAAAUAUGUUGAACACGUAUUUCUUUUCCUAGUUAAUAAAAUCAUUUUUCCUGUAAAAACAUGGGCUCUGUGCUGC
This is a messenger RNA of Durio zibethinus, 15811 nucleotides long. Its product is annotated as auxin transport protein BIG-like. The record is from RefSeq and is a predicted model, not a curated record. Lineage: Eukaryota; Viridiplantae; Streptophyta; Magnoliopsida; Malvales; Malvaceae. Gene Ontology annotation, biological process: auxin polar transport. Gene Ontology annotation, cellular component: plasmodesma; cytosol. Gene Ontology annotation, molecular function: zinc ion binding.